Messenger RNA from Amyelois transitella, 1582 nucleotides. Its product is annotated as venom allergen 5. Bases 181 to 1140 code for a protein of 319 amino acids. Lineage: Eukaryota; Metazoa; Arthropoda; Insecta; Lepidoptera; Pyralidae. Gene Ontology annotation, cellular component: extracellular region. The record is from RefSeq and is a predicted model, not a curated record. The transcript is spliced from 5 exons.
ACCAUUCAGAUUGCUUACUCCUGGAGAGCGCGCCGCACGCAGUGCUGCGGAUCACAGGAAAAAUAUUUAACAAAGUUUGACGUUUCGUAAAUAAGUGAACAUACUAGUUACGAAUCUCAACUUAUACGUGAAUUUAAUUUCAGUUUCAAAGUGUUGUGCAUAAACUUUAUAAACUUCAAGAUGAUGUCCUUAGUGUUGUUUGUCCUGGGAGCUAUCCUUGCAACGACAGAAGGUUGCGGUGGCGGGAAACAAAUUUUAAAAUCUGGAGGAUUGUCGGCGUUUGAGAAGCAAGCAAUCGUGGACGCGCACAAUCGUCUCAGGCAAUCCGUUGCCCUGGGACAAGUCUCUAGCCAGCCGCCAGCAGCUAAUAUGAUGGAAAUGACAUGGGACGAAGAGUUAGCGGUGACUGCCCAGCGGUGGUCUGACCAAUGCACGACCGCCCACGACACCGCAGCUGAACGCGACGUCAGUCGCUUCCCCGUAGGCCAAAACCUAGCCGCCACUUGGACCACCAGGCCCCCAAGCGACCCCAUUGACACCGAACCAGACUUCAUGAAGCAAAUCAACGCUUGGUUCGAUGAAGUCAGAAUCUUCGGCUUCAAACCCAUCACUGGGGGCCACAGCACAGGUCAUUAUUCUCAGAUGGUUUGGGGAGAGACGUCCAAAGUAGGCUGUGGGUUCACAUUCUAUUAUGACCCCGUCCGUGGCUACACCAAGUUGUACGUGUGCAACUACGGCCCUGGCGGAAACGUCAUCGGAGCCUAUCCCUACGAGAAGGGCUAUGCCUCUUGCAGCAGUUAUGGCCUCACGGACUCCGCCAAAUAUUCUGGCCUUUGCUCUACUGGUUACUCAGUGACAUCAAGCUCGAGCUACCAGACAGACAGCAAUUACCUCUCGAACGUCAUUCCCGGCAGCACCGGACCAGCGGAAGCGAUCAACUACCAGUACAACAACCAAUUCUACAACCAGUAUCAGAACCAAUACCAAAACCAAUAUCAAUACCAGUACCAACAACCAGACCCCUACUACACACCUGUAGUUAGCUCUACCUUCAGACCCUUCAUUAGCAUCUUCAAAAGGGCUACCGAUCUACUCACAAAAGCAAAACCACAAGUAAAAUUCGGUACCGUGUUCUCGUGAAGUAUUUUACACUUUAUGCGAUUUAUGCCUUCUUUGUCUAGAAAUGGGUAAUGGAAACAAGCACAAAUUGUAUUUAAUAUGAUCAGGGUUAUUUAAUUUAUUAGUAUUAGAAAAUUUAGACAAUGCAUCAUUCGAUGUAAAUUAAUUGAAUUGAAAAGCGUUUCUGAGUAGCCAUUUCUAAAGAAAGAUAGUUUACAGUAUUUUGUGACAGUUGUGUUACUCGACUGAUUAGAAUUUCGAAACAGCGAAUGCAUGAUUUCGGAAAUUGUAGAUAAUUUUGUUAUUCCUUGGUUUUACAAGGAAAUUAAAUAAGUUUUUUUAUAUUUCCAUUUACACACUUAUGUUGAAAACGCGUUGCUGCUGUGAAUGGCUUUCUAGUAUUAGCAGAGAAUGUAAGAAUGUGUUGUUAUUAAGAAUAUUUUGUGAUUGUGUAUAUUUAAAU